CAGCCACCGGCUCAGCCAGCGUCGGGGCCGCCACGGCCGCUAGGUGUCGCCGGUGCCUGGGCCUCCCCCGCGGCCCCUCCUGCGCUCCGGCUGCCGGCGGGGCUGUCUCAGUGCGAGCCUCCGCGCUGGGAGCGGGCGGAGGCGUCAGCCCGCAGCGGAGACGCACAGCCAGGCUCGGCUCGCCCCUUCCCCGCAUAGCCCCGCGGCUCGGCCCGGCUAACGUGAGGCCAACCGAGCUGCUCUCGGCACCGCCAGCGGUCGGCUCACGAGCACGGCCUGCGGCCGCUCUCCGGCGGCGGCGGGGAGCCGCGGCGAGGCGAAGGCUGCGGCGGCGACGGGGAAGCAGCCAUGUUGGAGCGGGGAAUAAAGUGACUUUCGUCGGGGAGGGAGCGCGGCCGGCGGCCCAGCGGAGGCGGCGGCUCUCGGGACAGCGAGGGGAGGGGGAGGGCUCGGCUCGGCUCCCGGCGGCCGGAUACCGCUCCUGGGCGGAGGAGGAGGGAAAGGAGAAGGGGGAGAGGAACCGCCCCCGGACCCACGGAGCUCCGGCGCUGCUGGUCUUGCCCCCCCGCACACCCAAAAUAUGUAGGUUUCUGUGCGUGGCAUAAGAGUUUUUGUGCCCUGAGCUUUCAGUUCGUGGAUGACAGGAUACGUGAACAUUUGCUGACCGUGAACUUCUCUGAACUCCUCCCUCCUCUUCCUCUCUCAGAUAGAUGAUCAAUAGCAACAUUUUGUAGCUAUCAUGGCAUAGAUAUGAAGAGAGGAAGCCUGGUUUGACAUUCUUCCAUUCCCUCCCCUCCCUCCUUUUUUAAUUGUAUUAAUUGAACUGGAAACUAGAUGACCAGAGGUUAAAUACUUGGAAGAUGCGGGGCAGAAGAAAACAUUUAUGAAAUUACACUUAGUACCAAAUUCAGGCUUCCUUAAGCCAGACUUAAUAUUGAUAGAAUGAAAAAGUUUAAGAGGAGACUUUCCUUAACCUUGCGUGGAAGCCAGACCAUUGAUGAAUCACUGUCUGAGCUAGCAGAACAAAUGACAAUUGAAGAAAACAGCAGCAAAGAUAAUGGUGUGAGUAAUAAUGGAAGGAUCAGCUACAGUAAAGUGCAGCCUAUUGUGAAGAAUGGCAGGCCUCCAACGUCUCACAGCAUGCACUCAUUUCUCCACCAAUACACAGGAUCUUUCAAGAAGCCCCCUUUACGGAGACCACAUAGCGUCAUAGGGGGCAGCCUCGGCUCUUUCAUGGCAAUGCCCAGAAAUGGGAGCAGAUUAGAUAUUGUUCAUGAAAAUCUGAAAAUGGGAUCAGAUGGUGAAAGUGACCAAGCUUCUGGAACAUCAUCUGAUGAAGUUCAGUCUCCCACAGGUGUUUGUCUCAGAAACCGGAUACACAGACGAAUCUCAAUGGAGGAUUUGAACAAGCGUUUGUCCCUGCCUGCUGACAUCAGGAUACCUGAUGGCUAUCUUGAAAAGCUGCAGAUUAACAGCCCACCAUUUGAUCAGCCAAUGAGUCGACGUUCUCGUAGAGCAUCACUAUCAGAAAUUGGAUUUGGAAAAAUGGAAACCUAUAUCAAGUUAGAAAAGCUUGGAGAGGGUACUUACGCAACAGUUUAUAAGGGGAGAAGUAAAUUGACGGAGAACUUGGUAGCCCUGAAAGAAAUCCGCCUGGAACAUGAAGAGGGAGCACCGUGCACAGCCAUAAGAGAAGUGUCAUUAUUAAAAGAUCUGAAGCAUGCAAAUAUCGUUACAUUACACGAUAUUGUGCACACAGACAAGUCUUUGACUCUUGUUUUUGAAUAUCUGGACAAGGAUCUGAAGCAGUACAUGGAUGACUGUGGCAACAUCAUGAGUAUGCACAACGUAAAGCUGUUUUUAUACCAGAUUCUUCGUGGUUUGGCAUACUGUCAUAGAAGAAAGGUAUUGCAUCGAGAUCUGAAGCCACAAAAUCUCCUAAUUAAUGAGAAGGGAGAACUGAAGCUUGCAGACUUUGGAUUGGCCAGGGCGAAGUCUGUUCCUACAAAGACCUACUCCAAUGAAGUUGUCACAUUAUGGUACAGACCACCUGAUGUUCUCCUCGGAUCUUCAGAAUAUUCAACUCAAAUUGACAUGUGGGGCGUUGGAUGCAUAUUUUUUGAAAUGGCAUCAGGAAGGCCUCUUUUUCCUGGUUCAACGGUUGAAGAUGAACUGCACUUAAUUUUCAGACUUCUGGGAACCCCAUGUCAAGAAACAUGGCCAGGCAUUUCUUCCAGUGAUGAAUUUAGAAACUACAACUUUCCUAAGUAUAAACCACAACCCCUCAUCAACCAUGCACCAAGGCUAGACACUGAAGGGAUUGAAUUGAUAGCGAAGUUCCUUCAAUAUGAAUCGAAGAAGAGAAUUUCAGCAGAAGAGGCCAUGAAACAUGCAUAUUUCAGAAGUCUUGGAACAAGAAUACACACUUUGCCUGAAAGUGUUUCAAUAUUCAGUCUAAAAGAGAUUCAGUUGCAAAAAGACCCUGGCUUCCGAAAUUCCGCUUACCCUGAGACAGGUAUGGAAAGCUUAAGAUUUUCUCAUCUCUGCAAACGGAAUGCUGUGCCAGAAGCAUUUGGAACUGAAAAAUACUUUGUUAAAUUGGUCCGUAUGAGUGUUCUCAAACAAAUAAUAAUAACGGUUUGCUCAGAUUCCUGUCGAGACAUAUAAGCUAAGUGCACAGAAGGAGGUGAGUUUUACUAGGGAUGGGCAGAGGGACUGUUAAUACGAGAACAUCUUUGAGUUUGAAACCGUUCCUGUGUGGGUGUUGAAAGGGGGGGGGGGGAAAUGGCAGUAAGUGCAAUUAAAAGAAAGAUGCUGAUAUUAGUUUAAGCACAAAGAAAGGAUAUUCUUUUGAAACAGGCAGACAGAAGAUAUAGAUAAUAACUGAAUCCUCUGUUGUGCGAAUGCUUUGGUUUCUCACCGUGGUCCGUGUUCUGUUGUAGGACACGGGAAGAACAGAAGGCAGAGCAUGCUCUUUUAAAGUAGGCGAUGCAGAGUCGAGCCCAAGCCUAUCCUGUCAGUCCAGGACUCAGAUCUGAAGGCAGUGCUCUCUGUUGGUGGACUUGGAAUCGCAGUUUGUCUACACUGUCCUCUUCACAGUGGAGUCUUUUUAUUUCCAACCUGCAGAUUAUGUUUUUAUAUUUGUUGUCACAGUGUGACAAUUUUUUGUACAGUUGGUUUUAAGGUCUCCUCUGCCACUAGAGCCAGUAGGUUACAGCUGUUGAUGUAACUGUAGCUGCAAUUUUUGUGCAGGACUGAGAAACACAGUGCAUUAUUUAUUGCGGAAUCAUUGCUGCUAAAUAACUACUGUCUGUAUAGUUAACACAACAGUUCCAUGCCUGAAGAAGUUGCAAUGGCUUUAUAAUAUGUGAAUGCAUCUGUUUCUCUUCAUAAAAUGUUCUACUGCUGCGGGGUUUUUUUGUAUUUCUUAAACUGCAGUGUUUCCUGGAAUGUAAACAUAGCUUUGCUUGGCUAUAGGUGAACCAUCUUUAAUGCUCUAAGUUCAUGGCACUUAAUUCCUUAUUUAACGUUGGAAGUAUGCGUUGAAAUAGUUGAAAAAUUAUAAUGCAUAUUAUGUUUUUGAAAAGCACAUGGUGUGAAAGUUGAUGCAGACAAGUGAACAGUAACUAUUAUGUGCUCUCAGAUCCUCUGUUCAUUAUUGAUAAAUUAGAGCAUGGAGACUGGAUGAUAAACUUUGUCAGGCUUACUCCAGCAUAAGAUAUUUGCACAUUGUUGUGCAUAUGGGGCCUGCAGAAGCAAUGACUUUUCUACCUUGUUUUUAACUUAGAAAUACAAAUAGUUAAAGGAUGAUUCAUAUACGUUGGACCCUGGCUUACUUUUAGAAAUUUAGAAUCUCUUCGUUACAGAGGAACAGGAUAACUAAUUACAAGAACAUGGGAAUAAUGUCACAUUUCUCCCACCUUGUUGCUCUCUUAUUUGUGCAUUAUUCACUUGAAAUCAACUGGAAAGAUGCAAGUUUGUACUUGGUAAGAACUCACUAAACUACAGGGCUUUUACAGCGGGAACUUAGAGAGUUUUUCAGAUCUUAGAUGUUAUCUGUUUACCAGAGAUAGUAAACAUGUUACUACUACGCUUAUGCAUCUCAGUGAGUAUCAUAAGUACGCCCUUGGUGAUGGUUACAGUAUUUUUAAGCAUUUGUGUUCACCUUUAUGAACCUAUUUGUUUAGUGCAUCUUAAAGAGACUGUAAAUCUUUAUUGGUAUAUUUUGAAAUGGUCAUGUAAAUCUUUGGCUGGUAUAUCAUGAAAAUAGUCAUAGGUAACUUAAUUUUUCCUGACGUUCACUGUAAAACAUUCAGGGGUCCUACCAUUUCUGUUCAGGAAAUCUUGUAGUUUAUUGUUAUUUAACAGUAUUAAGUGAAUUUUUGUAUAUUUCAUUUUAACUUUAUUUGUGAAUAGUGAUUGUGGCAUGUUUGGGGGUGUUUUAUUAAUAUUUCAUUGAUACUGGUAAAUUUGAAUUGGUUUUGUUUUUUUUUUUUUUAUUUUCUGGAAGAGAGAAAUUCAUGUGUAAUGGUGACUAUUGGACCACUACUGCUUUUCAGCAUUUGUAAACCGGUUUUACGUUAAAUCUUGUAGACCUAACAAACUGCUGUUAUUUCUAACUGACCGACCUGUAUUAAUAUUGUACUUUUGAAAGUAUAAAUAUUAUGUGGAAUUCUUUGGUUUUGUUUUGAAAUUUAUAAUAACAAAGGCCCUGUGUUGUUAAAAAUACAGACUAAGUGAACUUGCGGUUCUUGGGGCGUUGUUGGAAACAUUUAGCUAGAUCUCUGUGUUGUGGGAGCCGUCAGUUUUAACUUUGGCCGCUUGUUAAUUCACGCAAUGCAGAAGUAGUGGCAGUGAAAAGUAACGCGACUCAUCCGUGACUGAGGCCAUUCAGGAUUUUACCGUAAACGUGGUCCGUAGUCUAAUUAUUAGCCAGUAAGUCCUGCAUGUCCCGCGGUGUCGGAAGUCUUGCCUAGGUCUAGGAGCGUGACACGUUUCUCCGAUAACGCGCGUGGCUCUCGCGCUGAUACCUGCAUGCAUGUGUGUGUGUCGGAGGCGCAUUUGGCACUGAUGAAAAACCUUUGUCCCAAAAUAGUUGUUAUAUAUUUUUUUAGAGUUGCUAUGGAUCUGAUCUAGAUUUUAUACUGAUUAACUUUGUAGGAAAUACGUUGUAGGCGUGAUGGUGUUGAAGAAAAAAGUAUCAGGAAAACAUCUUUUUUUUUUUUUUUUACAAAAGUAGUGAAGAUCUAGAGUAAAUGUUCACUGUGGAUAAAUGUGGGAUUUAGCAUUUCUAGAACCGUAAUAUUUUAUAGGUCAUAAAAGAGCAAGUAAUAAUGUGACACUAAUGGGUAAAGGACUUAAAGGUUUAACUGGUAAAAUUAAGUGCAUUAACAAAUUUUGUUAGCUGCAGCUGAUCCCUUUCUAAAGGAGGUUUCCAUUUUAAGUAGGAAUUCAGCUUUUUUGUUACAGCUGAAAAGAUCUUCCAUAAAAUUAAAGCACUCUGUUUAUAAGGAGAUUUUUCUAAGGACCUGCAAGUGAAUCAGUUUGCUUUGUUAGGAGGUAGCUUUAAAACAACGUAUUUCUUAAGAAACUCGGCAUCUGUGAUCAAGCCAGUUUCAGCGCGGGGUGGGUUUUUUCUGUCUAUAAUUGAAACUCCUGCAUCAGCAGAGGCAGUUCUGUGGCAGCUGCCUGUUUGGGGCAGUAGUCAGUGAGUCUGAAGUCACUGGGCAUUUCUCUGACAUCCUUUUUGUGCAAUUCAGUGUUCGGCCUCCUGUCUGACAGCAUCAGGCACUACGGACUUGGUUUCACUGUCCCAAGAGCUGUAGGGAGUGUUGGCCUUUUUGGGAGAAGACUUCGACCGUGACAGAAACCAAGCAGGUAGUCGCUAAAAACGGAUGACUUUCAAGAUUUGGUAUGACAACCUUUGCUUGAAGAUGAGUGAUGAGUUAAUGAGAAAUGGCCUGCAAGUUGUUGCUGAUGAAGUAGUUGUUUUUAGAAGAUAGCCGGCGUAUCCCAUCUACCCCAGGGCAGGAAUGGCAAGAGGUGUGUAUAGGUGCGCGUACGAAUGAGGUGGGCUUGAAGCCAGGAAGGAGGCAGGUGGUGAUGAAGUUGCAUGGACACGCAGGUGACGGCUGGAGGGGAGAAAGGGUGGGUGGAGGACGGGUAAUUACGGGGCAAGAGGGAGUGGGAGGCUGUUGAAGGGGCAAAGCAGCUGCUCAGCAAUGCGCCAGUGGAACGUGCAUCUCAACACAGCUGUGUUAUUUUUGUGCUGCUUUACCACAGCAUUAAGAAGCCAGAGUGUAUCCCUGAAUUGGGCAAUAAAAGUUAAAAUAAAUGAUUAUUAAAGAAUCGACA
Messenger RNA from Grus americana (Whooping crane), 6354 nucleotides. RefSeq names its product cyclin dependent kinase 17 (gene CDK17). Gene Ontology annotation, cellular component: nucleus; cytoplasm. NCBI's taxonomy places the organism in Eukaryota, Metazoa, Chordata, Aves, Gruiformes, Gruidae. Gene Ontology annotation, molecular function: ATP binding; protein kinase activity. The record is from RefSeq and is a predicted model, not a curated record. Gene Ontology annotation, biological process: protein phosphorylation. The coding region runs from base 943 to 2667 and encodes 574 amino acids. The transcript has 19 exons.